Molecule: messenger RNA, 300 nt
Organism: Sclerotinia sclerotiorum 1980 UF-70
Lineage: Eukaryota; Fungi; Ascomycota; Leotiomycetes; Helotiales; Sclerotiniaceae
Exons: 2
Coding region: 1-300 (99 amino acids)
Source: RefSeq, a predicted model, not a curated record
AUGACUCAGACUGUGGAGAAGCCCAUGAAGAGGAAUUCCUCCGCUCAUCAUAACCACCACAGCCAACAUCAUGGAUAUUCACCUACGUCUACAUCUAUCUCUACCUCAACUACCAGCAGAACAACCACAAGAAGUGAUCAAUUCUCAAAUUUCGAAAUAUUAUUUGAUACUGUAUCACAAGACCAGCUACUGGCAGGUAUUGGAGGCUGGAUGGAAGAUUACGACAGGACUUAUGGCGAAGUCUACCCGCAAGAAGUGGAUUUGAACAAUAAUGACAAGCAGGGAGAUAAGGAGAAUUAG